This is a messenger RNA of Biomphalaria glabrata, 2287 nucleotides long. RefSeq names its product innexin unc-9-like. The coding region runs from base 74 to 1342 and encodes 422 amino acids. Lineage: Eukaryota; Metazoa; Mollusca; Gastropoda; Planorbidae. The record is from RefSeq and is a predicted model, not a curated record. The transcript has 4 exons.
UAAUAUCAGGGCAGGGCAGAAGAAUAUUUCAACCAACCUGAACUUGAACCUAAUUGAUUCUUGAAUUUAUAAAAUGGUUUUCGCCUUGUACAGUUUCGCCAGCUGGUCCAGGCUACAGAGCUCCAAAGAUGAUGACUGGGCUGACAGGAUCAGUCACCUCUGGACUGUUGUGCUACUGGCGUUCUUCACCAUCCUGGUCAGUUCAGCCCAGUAUGUCGGAGACCCCAUACAAUGUUGGUGUCCAGCACAGUUUACUGGUUCCUAUGUCAGUUACACAAAGAGUGUCUGCUGGAUCAGUAACACCUACUACAUACCAAUGGAUGAUAGUAUCCCAGUUAACAUCCAUGAAAGACAGAAGAGAGAAAUCAGCUACUACCAAUGGGUGCCCAUCAUUCUUCUCUUUCAGGCUUUAAUGUUCAAGUUUCCUAACAUGGUGUGGAAAAUGUUGAAUAGUACAGGAGGACUUAAUGUGGACAGAUUGGUGUCAUUAUCAGAGAGCACUCAAAUAGGUAAACAAGAGGACAGGGAGAAAAUGACUUACCAGGUGGCCAAGUACUUGGACCGCUGGUUGAAAGCUCACCGCCAGUAUCAUUAUAAUUUACUUGUUCGACUGCGUCAGCGCUUUUCAAAUGUAUUCUGCUUUUGGUUUGCCAAGAGGGACGGAAAAUAUUUGACUGGAUUUUACCUGUUUGUCAAGUUCUUGUACGUGGCCAAUGUCAUAUUCCAAUUUUAUAUCCUCAACCACUUCCUGGCUAUGAACUACAGCGUGUUUGGGCUGGAAGUCAUUGAAGCUCUGGUCAAAGAAGGAAGCUACACAGACUCACCCCGCUUCCCCCGAGUCACUCUGUGUGACUUUGAGAUACGCCAAAUGGCCAACGUCCAGAGGUACACUGUCCAGUGCGUCCUUCCCAUCAACCUCUUUAAUGAAAAAAUUUUCAUUUUCUUGUGGUUUUGGUAUCUGUUAGUGUCGGCAGUGACUGUCUUUAAUUACUUGGCUUGGCUGUACCAGAUUCUCCUGGGUGGCAACCGCUACAGGUAUGUCAAAAAGUACCUCAAGCUGGGAGACAACAUAAGAAACAAAACAGACGCCAAGUUGGCCAGAAAGUUUGCGGAUGAAUACCUGCGGGACGACGGAGUGUUUGUGUUGAAGAUUGUUUCCAAAAAUUCCUCAGAACUUGUCCUUAGUGACUUGAUCAACCACUUGUGGCUUUUUUACAUUGAUAACCCACAUACCACACUACCACACGAGAAGAGGCAGAGGGAAGCCAAGAUGAAUGGGAAGAAUGCAGUGUCCACUCUUGAACUGGAUAUUGAAGAGUUGAGAGAACUUAACAACAAGUAGAACAAGUUUGGCAGAAAGCAAAAUGUCCAAGUCAGUAAGUUUCUAAGUGAUUUUUAUUGAAUUAUUAAUCAAACAGUCCCAACUAUGACGAGAUCCCAGAAACUUUUACCAGUUGUGAAAAUCAAUGUUGAUUAUGUUCACAAAGUGUUGAAGAGAAAUAUAUUUUUUGAUCCCCCUUCAAGCACAUUUUACACUAACUGAAAUCUGGCUAUAGGUGAAUUCUUUGACUUGUGCUAUUUCUCCCUAUAAAAUGUUUUCUUAGCGAACCAUUGUUACUGCUGGAUUGAAACUCAGUUCCAUUGACUAGCUCUGACAUUUUUCAUGUCAUUUUAUCCAUCAUUAUACCUAAACACUUUACACAGUUGUGUUUCAAAAAAAUUGUUUUUUGUUUUAUAUACUCAAGAUUUUACAAAUAACUUCUUUGGUUACUGAGUGAAAGCAAAUAUAUGAUUAUGACUUGCGAAGUUCUUCGAGUCAGUGCAUACAACUUUGUAAGAGUCAAGUUCUGUGUCAUUGUUUGAUAUCGAUGGAAGCUACACCCAGCAUUCAUUUUGUUAAUAAUAUAUUGAGAAAGUAUAUUAUCUGUUUAUGCGUUCUUUGACAAGUUUGUUUUUUAAUGACCAGACCUUAUAUGGUAACAUGGUCUCAACUAAACUGCAUUGGUUGUUACUUCCCUUUAAUUAUUUUUUUUUUUUAUGUUAACAAUAUAUAUGCAGGAAAUGACAUGCAACUGUCCUUUUUUUUAAUCAGAGUGAAGAUUGAUACAAUGAAUGAGUUUUAGUGUCUUUUAUAUUAAGACUGAUAUAAUGAAUGAGUUUUAGUGUCUUUUAUAUUAAGUCUGUUGCAAUUUUUCUUUUUCGUGUUUUAGAAAACCAACAGCCAAAAUGUUGCCUUGACCUUGUGUAGUCAUAAACAUUUGAAGCCUUAUUAAUGCUACAUUAGCUA